AGAAGUCACUUUCUUAUCAUCAACUUUAUUUUAUUAUUAUAUAUAUACAUGUAUAAUAAAUAAUAAUACUAAUAUGACAAUAAAGACCAAAUAGAGCUAAGUGUAUGCUAGUGAGUGUAAGAUAAGACCUUCAUUUCAAUAUGGAGAUAUCAUAUUACAACAUAAAAAUUGCAAUAUUUUCAUUUGCAAUUAUCUUAUUGUUGAGAUGGGCAUGGAGAAUCUUGAAUUGGGUUUGGUUCAAACCAACAAAGUUGGAGAAACAAUUAAGACAACAAGGUUUCAAUGGAAAUUCUUAUAAGUUGUUCUAUGGAGAUAUGAAAGAGAUGAAGAAGAUGAGUGAAGAAGCUAUCUCCAAACCUAUCAAUUUCUCACAUGACUUGAUUUUGCCUAGAGUUAAUCCCUUCAUUCACAAAUCCAUCACUAAUUAUGGUAAGAAUUGUUUCGUCUGGUUUGGGCCAAGACCAGCCGUGCUGAUCACGGAGCCCGAACUCAUAAAGGAGGUGCUGACGAAGAAUUAUGUUUAUCAAAAGAUUCGUGGCAAUCCAUUAGUUAAGAUGGCAGCAACUGGCAUUGCUUCCUAUGAAACAGAUAAAUGGGCCACACAUAGAAGACUUCUGAAUCCUGCUUUUCACCUUGACAAGUUGAAGCAUAUGUUGCCCGCAUUCAAAUUGACAAUUAGUGAUGCGUUGAGCAAAUGGGAAAAAGUUGUAUCGAAAGAAGGAUCAGAGAUAGAUGUGUGGCCAUAUCUUCAAACUUUGACAAGUGAUGCAAUUUCAAGAACUGCAUUUGGCAGUAGCUAUGAAGAAGGAAGAAAGAUUUUUGAACUUCAAAAAGAACAGCUUCAACUAAUUUUAGAAGUGUCACGUACAAUAUACAUUCCAGGAUGGAGGUUCUUGCCAACAAAAACGAACAAAAGGAUGAAGCAAAUCUACAACGAAGUAAGAACACUUGUAUUGGGAAUUAUCAAUAAAAGAAUGAGGAUGACUGAAGAUGGAGAAACACAUGAUGACUUAUUGAGUAUACUAUUGGCAUCCAAUUUACAAGAAAUUCAACUACAUGGACAUAAGAAAUUUGGUAUGAGUAUUGAUGAGGUGAUUGAAGAGUGUAAAUUGUUUUAUUUUGCUGGCCAAGAAACUACUUCAACUUUACUUGUAUGGACAAUGAUUUUAUUGUGCAAACAUCCUAAUUGGCAAGAUCAAGCUAGAGAAGAGGUUUUACAAGUGUUUGGAAGUAAUGAAGUUGACCAUGACAAGUUGAAUCAACUAAAAGUAGUGACUAUGAUCUUAAAUGAGGUUUUAAGGUUGUAUCCAGCUGGAUUUAUGAUUAAUCGGAUGGUACACACAGAAACAAAGUUAGGAAAUUUGUGUUUACCAUCAGGGGUACAACUCCUGUUACCAACAAUUUUGUUGCAUCAUGAUACUGAAAUAUGGGGAGAUGAUGCAAUAGAAUUCAAGCCAGAGAGAUUUAGUGAAGGAAUAUCAAAAGCAACAAAAGGACAAGUUGUGUUUUUUCCAUUUAGUUGGGGUCCAAGAAUAUGCAUUGGCCAAAACUUUGCUAUGUUAGAGGCCAAAAUGGCAAUGGCCAUGAUUCUCAAACACUAUGCAUUUGAACUCUCUCCAUCUUAUGCUCAUGCUCCUUAUCCACUACUGCUUCAACCUCAAUAUGGUGCUCCAUUAAUUUUGUACAAGUUGUAAAAAUCGUCAUGAGUUGAUCUUUUGAGUAAUGUUAUAUAGUUCUUUAUAAUUAUAGUUCUUUUAACAGAAACAAUCUAUCUAUCUUGCUUAAGGUAUGUAGGUAAGAUUUGCGUAUACCCCAUCCUCUUCAGAUUCAACUUGUGAAGUAACAGUAUAUAUAUUGUUGUUGUUUAUUGUAAACACCUAAUUUUGACCCAAACCUAACGUUUUUAUAUCAUUUCAAUGUUCAA
Messenger RNA from Capsicum annuum, 1924 nucleotides. Its product is annotated as cytochrome P450 CYP72A219. The coding region runs from base 141 to 1694 and encodes 517 amino acids. Gene Ontology annotation, molecular function: oxidoreductase activity, acting on paired donors, with incorporation or reduction of molecular oxygen; iron ion binding; heme binding. Lineage: Eukaryota; Viridiplantae; Streptophyta; Magnoliopsida; Solanales; Solanaceae. The transcript is spliced from 5 exons. The record is from RefSeq and is a predicted model, not a curated record.